Messenger RNA from Drosophila elegans, 3301 nucleotides. It is a transcript of the gene Sap47, whose product is annotated as synapse-associated protein of 47 kDa. The coding region runs from base 1049 to 2719 and encodes 556 amino acids. Lineage: Eukaryota; Metazoa; Arthropoda; Insecta; Diptera; Drosophilidae. The transcript has 10 exons. The record is from RefSeq and is a predicted model, not a curated record. Gene Ontology annotation, cellular component: synapse; cytoplasm.
CCAGCCGAGAAUAAUCGUUAUUGCUGCGCAGUUGUUGUUUUUUCAGACGUGUCAAUUGUUUGUCUAAUUGUACCAGCCAACGACGCCGAAACGCCAUCAAAUUGCGAAAUCUAAAUAAGUAAAUUAUGCGCACAUGCGCAGAAAUCGAGAAAAGUCAUCAUUCCAGCGCACAAAGGAGAACCCACCACCAACGAAAAUCGCAAUAUUAAGCUGCGGCGGAGGAGGGGCUGGACUCCACUUUUCCAGGGAGAAAGCGAGAAUCCGAGAGAGAAGACUCCAGCUCGGUAUUUGAGCCAUUGCCAUUCCGCUGCUCCGUCAGUUUUCAGAGGACCUUCGAAGUGGGCAGCCGAGAAUCCAAAGUCUCCUGGCGACCAAAUACCAAAUAACAAAAAAGAACCCAAUAAAGCAAAAAAUCCAGUUGGCAGAGAAAAUCAAAAGCUCAAGUGGUAAUUGGCACCGAAUCAAAUUACUUUAGUUGUGCAAAAGGCAAAAAAGGAGAAAAGCCAAUAAAACAAACUCGAGAGUGGCAGUGGCGUGUGUCCAUGUGGAAAAUCGAUCGAAUCGUAGAGUAUUUAUCGUGUAAUUGUGCCCAAUAGUCAGGCAAUUCGCAGACCGUUUUAUUGAUUUUCCCCACCGCCGCCUCGCCAAGUUGCAAAUUAAACCCAUAUUUUCCAUUCCCACUUGACGACGCAUCAUCUUCCAUGCCAUCUUGCAGCGCGUGCAAAUUGCAAGUUAAAUGCGAGAAUUUACAUAACGCCGAGCGUUGUUGAAAGUGAAACUUCUGUGGUGCGAACGAAACACUGAAAGAAAGAAAAACCUAUUACAAAAUACCAUACAUAUCUGCCUCUGUCCAGUGUAGUAAAACUUGGAGCGCAAGGAGCGGGAGAGCAGCAGUAGCGAGAGAGAGCGAGAGAGCCGAACGUGCGCACGUCUUCCUGGUCAGGACACACACACACAUCGACUCCCACAACCACAACCACACCACUAAUCCUUGACAGCGAAGGGAGCCAAAGGAGCAGCAGAAGCAGCAGGAGCAGAAGCAGCCAACAUGUUUUCGGGGCUAACAAAUCAAUUUACCUCGCUGGUGGGCGCCGUGAAGGGCGGCGCUGGCGACGAGGAUGUGCCCGCGCCCACAGGAGAGGCGGCCGCUCCAGCAGCCGCCUCCACAUCCUUGGAGGCCACCUCGUCGGCAGCCGUGGAUCCGGAGGCAGCUGCCGCCGCCGGUGCUGAAGGACUGGAGGGCGAGGAAGCUGGCAAGAGACUUCCCAAAUCCGUCUCCCUGGUUGAUUCAUUAGUAUCCGAAGCCACCGGAUGGUUGGGCAGUGCCAAGGGUUGGCUGGGAAACGCCUCGAUACCGUCGAUGCCAGCCAUGCCGUCGAUGCCAUCGAUGCCAGCUAUGCCAGCCAUGCCGUCGAUACCAUCGAUUCCGGGACUGCGCAAAGCCGGAGGCGCCGAGGGGGCCGAGGGCGCCGAGGGAGCUGCAGCCGGAGAGGGCGGGGCCGCCGCCGGUGGAGCCGUGAGUGGUGGCGAGGAUGACGACAAGUCGAGCGCUACGGAGGGCGCCGACUCGCAUCCUGCAUCGGGCGGUGGCACGCCCACCGGCGACGAGGGUCAAAUCGGACAGGGUAAGGGCGAUGAAGUCAAAAUUACCACAAAAGUAACACAGCAGGCCAAACACUUUGGAUCCUUCUUGUCAUCGGCCAUCAGCAAGGCUGGCACCAAAAUUAAGGAAACAGUCAAGGAUAAUACCAUUCUCGACUCGUUCAAUAAGGAGCAGGAGGCCUUCAUCAAGGGCCAGGGCGGCGUGGGCAAUGGGGCAGCACCCUGGAUCGGGCACGCCAACGAGGCCAAGAUCAAGGAGGAGAUCCUGGGCCUGUCGCAGGAUCGCCGCAACUUCGUGCGCGCUCCGCCCGCCGGCGUGGACUUUGAGUUUAGCUACGACACCGCCUAUCCCACGGCCAUAGCCAUUAUGGCCGAGGACAAGGCGCUCGAGACGAUGCGAUUCGAGCUGGUGCCCAAGAUCAUCACUGAGGAGAACUUCUGGCGGAAUUACUUCUACCGCGUCUCACUGAUCAUCCAAGCCGCCGAGCUGGGAACCCUGGGCGCCGAUGGCGUGGGCCAGGCUUCCAGCGGCGAAGAUGCCAACGAAGUGGCCAAUAAAGAGAGCACAACCAAGACUGUCGAACCAGCCAAGAGCGAUACCAGUCUGAAAGCCAUAGCCGAGCAGCCGAAGGCCGUGAUAGAGCCGGAGGUUCAGGAACCCCAUGGGGCAGCCAAGUCGAAGGCUCGUGCUGGCAAAGAGCUGGGCCAGAAGAUCUCCGAAUCGGAAUUCGUUUCGGACGACUUUCAGGCCUCCAGCGAAUCGGACUUGGCUGAAAUCCAAGACGGCAUGCGCAAAUUGGGCAUUGAUAGCAUGACCCAACUGGCACUAGGCACGACUGAUGAGGAACAAUGGGAAAAGGAUCUGGAAGCUGAACUCAAGGACUACGAGGUGGUCGACGAAGGCGGCACUGACGGCGGCGGAGGAGGACGCAGAAAAGGCAAAAAGGAUGCCCAGGACGAGGCAGGGGCGGAGGCGGAGGAGGACGAACCGACAAUAUCAAACUUGCGCACACGCUCGACUAACAACGAUUGGGAGGAGUACGCAGAUUUAAUUGAGGAUACCGAUGAUUUAAAAACUUUGAAGUGCCUAAAGCGCACGAUGUUGGGCUAUCCAUGAGACGAGGCAGUCCCCCCAGCGCUCUUCUAGUGCCAGUGGUCCCCAGACAUAUCACUGGGGGCUUGCCUUGGGGUGGCCUAUUGGAAAAGUUGGUUAAGAUACUACCCCUUCACACCCACUCAAUUAUUGGCCCCAGAGCAAGACGUUUUAUUCAGUUACCUUCAGACAUGAUAUAAGACACUAAAGCAAAAGAAAACGAUUUUAUUCAAUCUUAACGUUUUAAAGAAAUCAACCAAGCCCAGCCCAAGCCCAAGCCCAAGCCAAUCUGGUAUUCAAAUAUAUCUACUAUAUUCUCUUUUAUUUGGUUGACACAACACCGAGUGGCAGCGGUAGAGGGAGUCGUCGGUAUUACUUGCCAAUUGUUCAGCACACGAAAUCCGAAAUGUGGCAGUCAGUAACCUAUCAAUAAGUACUUAUAUAGACACACAACUAUGAAUGCAGGCUAAACGAGAAACUAGCUAAUGCUAUAAAUGCAGAUCAUAUUUCAAUAUAGUGACUAAAAAUUGAGUAAACAGAACAAGCUUCAAAGGGAAAAUUUUGUUAUUUAUAUUUAUAAAUAAAUUAUAUAUAAAUAUAUAUAAA